CUCUCCGCGCCUGCGUCCUCCGUGGGCUUGAAAAGGCCGGACUGCAAGUCCCGGCGAGCGUUGCGGCGGGCGGCCAUGCGGCGCGGGGGCUGGCGGGAGCACGUGCGGGCGGAGCUGCGGGCGCGGGAGGGGCGCUGGCGCGGGUUGCGGCGGCUGCUGGAGCGACACGAGCAGCUCCAGGAGCGGCUGGAGGCGCAACUGCCGGUUGGAGGCGCCUCGGGGCCCCCCGCGGAUCCGGCCGCCCUCCCGGUGCAGCUGCGGCGCGAGGAAGGCGAGUCACAUCAGCAGGUCGCCCUCCAGGCGGAGCUUCUGCGGAGCGCCGAGGCCGCGAGCCGCGAGCAGCGCGCCAGGUUGGGCUGCCUGGGCCGGGAUUUGGCGGCGCUCACCCGACGGCACCAGGAGGCCGAGUGCCGCGCCUGGAGCUUCGCCCGGGAGAACGAAGAGCUGCGCACGGAGCUGGGCCAGGCCCGGGCCCUUCUGCAGGAGGCCCAGGCGGGAAGGCUGGCCCUGCAGGCCCGCUGGCUGAGAGAGAAGGCGCUGGAGGCCACGCGGGUCAACCGGGCCAUCGAGCAGGAGGAGAAGUACCGGAGGAAGGUGACCCGUCUGCAGGAGAAGCUGGGCCAGGCGAGAGGCCAGGCUGGGCUGCUUGGUGUGGAUUCAGAUGAAAGGGGGGGCGGCAGCCUCAGCGCCUCCUCCGAGGAAGCAAAGGCCGUGGUGGCUGGAACAGGAAGGGACCCUUCGUUGGAACCCAACCCCAAUCCGGAUCACCUUCCCUGGGAAAGCAGGGCUUCAUCUUGAAGGGCAGCUAUUGGGAGCCACCUGAGUGACGGAAGAGGCAGCAGCACCUGGAAACAGCUGCCGCCUGCAGCCUGAACCCAACAGUCACUCCUGCGGAUUUGGGCUCUGCUGGUUUGGGAUCCAAGUGCUGGGAGGUGUUGAAGACCCCGCCUGGUGAGGGCGCCCCCCUGCCCCCCACAGCGGCUUCUGCAGCCAAGAUGGGAUUUUUCUCCCUGAUCUGCCUUUUGAAGGCUGCUGCCCAAAUGCCAGCCUCCUGCAGAAACAGGUGGAAUUGAGCCAACCGCAGGGAUGUUGCUGAGCAGAAACGCCUUCCUGCGCUGCCCCUCCCUGCCUCCCCUCUCCCUUUUUAUGCCUGGGAAAUGAAUAAAAAGCUGUUUCAGUUCA
Messenger RNA from Pantherophis guttatus, 1182 nucleotides. RefSeq lists its product as uncharacterized. The record is from RefSeq and is a predicted model, not a curated record. NCBI's taxonomy places the organism in Eukaryota, Metazoa, Chordata, Lepidosauria, Squamata, Colubridae.